This is a messenger RNA of Haliotis rubra (blacklip abalone), 741 nucleotides long. Its product is annotated as vicilin-like seed storage protein At2g18540. The record is from RefSeq and is a predicted model, not a curated record. NCBI's taxonomy places the organism in Eukaryota, Metazoa, Mollusca, Gastropoda, Lepetellida, Haliotidae. The transcript is spliced from 2 exons. Bases 1 to 741 code for a protein of 246 amino acids.
AUGGAGGUGAGGAAAGAGGGAGAGAAAGAUGAGAGAACGAGGUGGAUGGAGAGAGACGAGGGAGAAAGACGCCGGAGAGAGACGAGGAGACGGAGAAAGACACCCGGGAGAGAAACGAGGAGAAAGACGGAGGAGGAGGAGGAAAGACCGGAGGGGAGGAGGACGAGAGGAAGACAAGGAAACCCAGGAGGGAGUGGAGACAGAGAGACACCCGGAGGAGACGGAGAAGGAAGGACAGAAAGGAGAAAGACGAGAGGAGAGGAGAAAGGACACAAGACGAGAAAAGAGGAGAAUGAGAGGAGAGGAAGAAAGACAGGUGAGAGGAGACGGACAGCCCCAGGAGGAAAGGACGAGAGGAGAGAUGAGAGAGAGGUGGAGAAAGACACGGGAGAUGAGGAGGACGAGGACCCACGGAGGAGACGAGAGAGAAACGAUGAGAGAAAGACGUGGAGAAAGACGUCCCUGGAGGAGACAGGAGGAGAAAGACGACCACCCGGAGGAGAGACAAGACGAGGAGGGAAAGAAAGGAAGCCCCAGGAGAGACGAGAGGAGAAAGAAACCGUCAAGGAGAGACGGAGAAAGACAGACACCCAGGAGAGAGACGAGAGGGAGAAAGAUGGAGAGGAUGGAGAGGAGAGGGAGAAGACAGGAGGGAGGAGAGAGAGGGAGGAAAGAUGUCGAAUGGAGAGACGAGAGGAGAGAAAGAUGCAGGAGGACCGAGAGGACAGGAGAAAGACAUAA